AUGUAUGUGUAGAGAUCAUCAUCUCUAGUUGGCUCCUCCAAUUUUCUUACACGAGAUUUGCCAAUCUCUCUCUAUUUAUAAAUUGCAUCUUACCCAUCACAGCUUCAAAUUCCAUUUCUUUUCUUCUUUUUGUAUUUUUUAUAUUUAAUUAAUAAUAUAAGUGGAAUAACCAAGAAAGAUAGAAAAGAGAGAGAGAGAGGGAGAGAGAAACUAUGAGCACGUCGUCUGUUGUCAUUACAAAUAUUCCUCUUCAUAGAUCUUAGUUUCCACAACUUUCUCAUCUGGGUCCUCCUCUAAUGGUAGUUUUUUCCUUCCUUUGAUUCUCCAAAGUUUUCUCUUUGAUCGAUCUCUAUCUAGAUUUUAAUGGGUCUGUCUGAUCCACAAAAAAAAAGAAAAUUUGGCUGGUUUUGUUAGGAAAUCUGGGUCUUGUUCUGAUUGGUGCACAGAGGAUCCGAUGUUCCUAGAUUGAAUUUGAACAAAUCCCACUUCGUUUUUUAAUCGGAGCACCACUGGGUUCUGUCUAAAUUUUAAGAAGAAAGAUGGAAUCAGAUCUUGGCAAGCUCUUCAUUGGUGGGAUUUCAUGGGACACAGAUGAAGAACGACUUAAGGAAUAUUUUGGGAAUUAUGGUGAGGUAGUGGAAGCUGUGAUCAUGAGAGAUCGGGCUACAGGUCGAGCUCGGGGCUUUGGUUUUGUUGUUUUUGCAGAUCCUGGUGUUGCAGAAAGAGUUAUUAUGGAUAAGCACAUAAUUGAUGGACGUACGGUUGAGGCAAAGAAAGCUGUUCCUAAGGAUGAUCAACAUAUUUUGAACAGAAAUGUUGGCGGAAUUCACUGCUCUCCCGGUCCUGGUCGCACAAGAAAGAUCUUUGUUGGAGGUUUGGCUUCAACUGUCACAGAGAGCGACUUUAAGAAGUAUUUUGAUCAAUUUGGUAUGAUUACUGAUGUUGUAGUCAUGUAUGAUCACAACACCCAAAGGCCAAGAGGUUUUGGCUUUAUCACUUAUGACUCAGAGGAAGCUGUUGACAGAGUGCUGCAUAAAACGUUUCAUGAACUCAAUGGCAAAAUGGUUGAGGUCAAGAGGGCAGUUCCCAAAGAGCUUUCCCCAGGACCUAGCCGGAGUCCUCUGAUAGGAUACAACUAUAGUUUGGGUAGGGCAAAUAGCUUCCUAAGCAGUUAUGCUCAGGGUUAUAAUCUUAGCCCGGUUGGAGGUUUUGGGGUCAGGAUGGAUGACAGAUUUAGUCCAAUUUCUAGCGGUCGAAGUGGGUUUUCUCCAUUUAGCAAUUCUGGUUAUGGAAUGGGUAUGAAUUUAGAGCCAGGGUUGAGCCCAAGCUAUGGUGCAACUUCCAACUUUAACAACAGUCUUGGUUAUGCACGGAUGCUAAGCCCAUACUACACUGGCAAUUCAAAUAGGUACAAUACCCCUAUUGGGUAUAAUGCGAGUAAUGGCAGGAGUAACUCUGUUAUAAGCUCCGCUGCUCGAAAUGUUUGGGGAAAUGGGAGCAUUACCAAUGCCACCAACCCUGGUAGCCCAGGGGCUUACCUGAGCUCUGGAAAUGGGAGUUUUGGUGUUUCAUUUGGAAAUAGUGGAGCAAAUUGGGGACCUGCUCCUGUUUCUACUCAAGGUGGUGGUAGUGGUUCUGGUUAUAGUGGCAAUAGUUACGGGAAUGGAGAUAGUAGCUUUGGAUUCGGAGAGGGGGGUUACGGAAGAAAUGGUAGCACAGGUGUGACCACAACGUCAUCAUACCCAACAUCAACUGUUGGUUAUGAGAGGUCCUACGGGGAUCUGUAUCGUAGUGGUUCAGUUUAUGGCGACUCAACUUGGCGCUCCACCACUCCUGACCUGGAUGGUUCUAGCACGUUUGGUUAUGGGCUUGGCAACAUAACUUCAGAUGUUGCAGCCAAGAGUUCUGAGGAUUAUAUUGGGAGCUACAAUGUCACUAGUAGGCAGACAAAUAGAGGUAAACUCUUUUAUUUUGGUCUUGUUCUUGAUUGUGUGGUUUUAUUAGUAAAAGAUGGCAAUAACAGAAACAAGAAUCCCAAAUUUGAAUAUAAUCAUUUACUGACUGGAAAUGCAUUGUGUAGUCAUACCAGGUUGUGUGGCUUUCCUAAAAAGUUAGAAUCUGUCAUCCCUUAUUGUUCCUAAUUCGUGACAAUGAACUAUCAUACAAAUUUAGCUAUUUUAUGAGUUUAGGGAAAAGUUUAUCACGGGUAUAUAUGUAAAGACCUAUAACAGUUUCAAACUGGAGCUAGAUAAAAUUAUUGGUUUACGUUUUUCUAACUUCAUGUCGACCUAAACUUAUCUGUCUUAUCCGAUUAUUAAAAACUUUCUUCAACUGUCGACAUGGGAUGAUUAUGCAGAGAAAAUGCUGUGUGUUUACAUUUGUCAAUUCUUCUACAUUGUAAAUUCUGAUGUUAACCACAAUACAAUGCUAUCUCAUGGUAUCUCACUUCUUUUGUUUUGUUGUUUGAUACAUAUGUAUAUAUUUCUUUUUCAGGAACUGCUACAUAGGAGAAUUGUUGUUUGGAUACAUGGUGAGGUGAUAGUAGGUGCAGAGAAACAAAACUGAAGCUUGUGAAUUUAUACGUCUCUCUUAUUAAGAUAUUCAGCUUAUGAGGAAACUGAUAUAGUUCUAACAGGGAUUCCUUGAUUCGAAGUAUACAUAUUCAGAGUGAAUGCAGUUACAAGGGAUUUUGUGUAAGGUUUGGUAUUUUUUUUAAUAACUUUAUUGCUCAAGUUUAGGUUCGUUUCUUUAAAUUCGAUUGAGGUGUAAAAUCAGAUUGCGGAAUAUAUACUCAGGAAGUUGCAUGCCUCUCCAGGACAAGCCAGCCUUAGUCUGUUGAAAAAGAAAAAAAAAAGAGAUAGGAUGUUAAUUUCUUUUUUUUUUUAAUUUUUUUUUUUACUUUUUAAUGCCUUGCAAAGUUGCUGGCUUCUCCCCAUAUUUCUUCUGGGAUUUUUUCUCUCAAAUUGUAUGUGAGGUUUUUGAUGUUGCUAGUGUGAAACAAUGGAAGGAUGCCCAUAUGGGAUCCCCAUCAAAUAAGUUACUAAAACACUUUGAUUCUUUUUUUUUCUCUUUCAAUAUUAUCAUUAUUGGACAGUUAUAUUAAACAAGUUUAUACUUCAUUUGGUGUGAAA
Cannabis sativa is the source of this 3131-nucleotide messenger RNA. RefSeq names its product heterogeneous nuclear ribonucleoprotein 1. The record is from RefSeq and is a predicted model, not a curated record. NCBI's taxonomy places the organism in Eukaryota, Viridiplantae, Streptophyta, Magnoliopsida, Rosales, Cannabaceae. The transcript is spliced from 3 exons. Gene Ontology annotation, molecular function: RNA binding. Bases 540 to 2141 code for a protein of 533 amino acids.